This is a messenger RNA of Salvia splendens (bonfire salvia), 528 nucleotides long. RefSeq names its product U-box domain-containing protein 9-like. The transcript is spliced from 3 exons. NCBI's taxonomy places the organism in Eukaryota, Viridiplantae, Streptophyta, Magnoliopsida, Lamiales, Lamiaceae. The record is from RefSeq and is a predicted model, not a curated record. The coding region runs from base 1 to 528 and encodes 175 amino acids.
AUGCUGCAUCAGAGAGAAAUUGCGGCAGUUUCGGAGAAGGUGAACCGGACGAAGAUAUUGCUGUUGGAGAAUGUGGGGGAGACGGAGAAAUUGCUGUCCAACAUGGAAAACUCCAUUGAAAUGGAGCUGCAGCGCCAGAAAUCUACAUCGAUCUUGGUCCCGCAAGAAUAUAGAUGCCCGGUUUCGAAGAAAAUCAUGACCGAUCCGGUGGUGAUAGCAACUACCGGCGUGGAGUGUUCAGUGGGGGAGACAUUGAUACCAAACAAAUUGGUACAAAGAAUCUUGACUUCAUGCUCAGAUAAUGUCAUAGAUCCCGAAGCAUAUAAUUCGAAUAAGGAAAAUGAGUCAUUGUCUAUUGGAGACUUGCGUUUGUUCUCGGAAUUGAAGAAGAAGUUGUCUCUGUCCCAUUCACUUAUUCAGAGUGAUGCUGUUAAACAGUUGUCUGUAUUGAUAGGACAAGUGCCUGCUGUCAAGGUGCUAUUAGCUGAAUCGGGGGAGGCCGUCUUACAUCUGGUGUCAACCCUCUAG